AUGGCGAGAUCGUCCGUAGGCGUCAUCACCAAACGGUCCGCCGCCCUCUUGGUCUUGAGCUUCAUUGCCAACAUUCAAUCAAGCCAUGCCUUUGCAUUUGAUCAUCCCGGCCUGCUUUCCCGAAGAUCAGGAUCUUGUCCUAGCUCUUACGACUCCUGUGGUAGUAGUCUACCAGACGAGUUCUGCUGUCCUUCCACUUCAACCUGCAUCAGCCUCGACAACGCCAGCUCCGCCAUAUGCUGUCCAUCCGGAGCCAGCUGUGACUACAUCUCGCCCAUUGUCUGCGACGUACAAGAGCAAAAUGCAACUGCACACCCAAAGAACUCAGUAAAGACCACCAAGCUCGAUUCUUCCCUUCCUACAUGCGGAAGCGCCUGCUGCCCCUUCGGGUAUACCUGCCAAGGGAACAGCACCUGUGCCUUGAACACGAAGACUUCAAGUACAGUAACCUCUUCAAACUCAUCCUCAACCUCAACAUCUACCACCGCAGAUACAACUGGCGCUACAUUCACACCAGUAGCCUCACCUUCUUCCUCCUCCGAGGCCAAGUCCAGCUCGACCCUCGCCUCAACAUGUCCCUCAUUCCCUACCCAAGCCGUACUAGCAGGAUUCUUCCCCGGCGCAAUCUUCGGCGCCAUCCUCGCCAUCUUAAUAACAAUUUGCCUUCGCCGCCGAGCUCAAAAGAAAGACCUACACAAUGAUCCCAAGACAGGACAGCACUGGUCCCAACGGUCCUCCUCCGGUGCAGUAAUGGGAAUCUCCGGCCCCAUCGCCAGCGAAGACAACUCCUACCGAACAGACUUCCUCCUCCGUUCCUCAGCAGAGCGGCGCUCCUCAACGGGUGGACGAUCAAUGCUAUCCCGCACCGGGUCAAGAGUGAGGAGUCUUUUCUCCGGUCAACAAAGAACGGACAAGGAUGUUCCUCCCGUGCCGGAGGUACAGAUUCAAUGUCCCGUUACGCCACCGCGCCAGCGUCAGCCUAGUACCGAGAGUAUCAAGGUGUACUCGCCGCCAGGCGCGUUCUCUCAGUCGAAGAAGUUUUUGGGGCCCGAGCCGUAUCCGGGGAGUAUCUCGAGGCCGGAUACCACGUUUACGGACUUGGUGCAGGCGGUUGGGUUUAAUGAUUCGAAGGGGAAUCCCUCAUACAAACUUGGCGAGUUGCAGGGGAAGGAGUUGAAGCUGUGA
Molecule: messenger RNA, 1185 nt
Organism: Penicillium brasilianum
Lineage: Eukaryota; Fungi; Ascomycota; Eurotiomycetes; Eurotiales; Aspergillaceae
Source: the annotation of a GenBank genome assembly